Molecule: messenger RNA, 561 nt
Organism: Durusdinium trenchii
Lineage: Eukaryota; Dinophyceae; Suessiales; Symbiodiniaceae
Source: the annotation of a GenBank genome assembly
AUGAGCCAGCAAUGCUUCCCUGAUUCAUGCUGUUUCCGGGAUAUCCGCACUAUGGUCACUGGGGGCCAGACUUCAAAGUGGGAUCCAACCAAAAUGAAGCUUGUGAAAACAUGCUUCUGUGAGACCCACAAGAAACAGUGCCCAGUCUCCUUCAAGAGGGAGGAUGUUGCAUUGAUGGGAGCGCCUUGCGUGCUCUGGAGUGCGUACGGAAAACGUGAGGGAUUCCAGAACAAGGAGAAGAAGAAGUGUCAUGACGCAGGAACAGUAUUCCAACGUCGUGUGGACUUGAGUCUGCAUGAGAACGUUGUGGGCUAUGACGAGCUGCGACACUUGACGGCUUUCAGGAAUGAGAUGCCGCAUCGAGAGCUCUAUGACCUAUCAGCCAAUGUGAAGAAACGCAGGCGAACAGAGAAGGCUGACCGUGGGUUGCCCUGCUUGACCACGAGUUCACAGCUUUGGUCGGAGAACGAGAAGCGAUUGUUCCUUGCAAAAGAGCAAAUGUUCGCUUUGGGGUUCCCAUCAGUUCCAGCUGCGGCUUCAUCUGGUGGUGUUGUGUCUUAG